AUGAAAGCGGGCGUGUGUUCCCGUCGAUGGACGGGUUCAAGUAAUGUACCGCUGGUCAGUGCACCGCUGGUGUCGGUGGAGAGGACGGACUGGCUGUGGCGGGCGUUCCUUCCGGAGGGAGCGGAACGGGACCACGAGGCGUCGAACGUGUUCGGGCCGCGGGCGGUGGCGGAGCUGGAGGAGGCUCUGCCGCCGGCCAUGGUGGUGGUAGGGGGCUUCGACCCGCUGCAGGACUGGCAGCGGAGGUACUACAAGGGGCUGAGGGCGAGGGGCAAGUCGGCGCGGCUGGUGGAGUACCCGGAGGCCUUCCACUCCUUCUACGCCUUCCCUGACCUGAAGCAAUCCACAGUGCUCAUGGAGGAGAUCAAGAGCUUCGUCGACAGCCACCGACCUCGGAAGGAGGAGGACGCAGAACGAAGUGGUGGUGGUGGUGACAAGCACAGUAAUAUUGAAGAAUGGUAG
Molecule: messenger RNA, 462 nt
Organism: Musa acuminata AAA Group (dessert banana)
Lineage: Eukaryota; Viridiplantae; Streptophyta; Magnoliopsida; Zingiberales; Musaceae
Product: probable carboxylesterase 18
Exons: 1
Coding region: 1-462 (153 amino acids)
Molecular function (GO): hydrolase activity
Source: RefSeq, a predicted model, not a curated record